This is a messenger RNA of Scheffersomyces coipomensis, 384 nucleotides long. RefSeq names its product Hsk3p (gene HSK3). Lineage: Eukaryota; Fungi; Ascomycota; Pichiomycetes; Serinales; Debaryomycetaceae. Gene Ontology annotation, biological process: attachment of spindle microtubules to kinetochore. The transcript has a single exon. The record is from RefSeq and is a predicted model, not a curated record. Gene Ontology annotation, molecular function: microtubule plus-end binding. The coding region runs from base 1 to 384 and encodes 127 amino acids. Gene Ontology annotation, cellular component: DASH complex.
AUGGGAAAUGUAAACAAAACUAUAUUUAAAAGUGAUGAUUCAAUAGUCAUACCCCAGGUUCUAUAUAGUGAUAACAUAGGUUCAAGUUCAUAUAAUAGAAUAGGAUAUAACGGCAUGAGUUCUAGUGUGAGUAAUAGUAAUCAUAUAUCAUCAUCGAUAAAACAACGACAGUUAAGUCAUUUGAAUUCUCAAAUCGCUCAAUUACAUGCUAAUUUAAAUGACUUUAAUGAUUUAAUACAAAUUACAUGCAAUCAAUAUCAAUCCAUAGAGAAGUUGGGAAAGAUCCAUGCUGGAUUAUUCAUGGCUAGUCAUUCUGUCUUUGAGAACGAUAACUUCAAUACCAAUGAAGAAGAACCAGAAACUCAACCCCAAGAUGAUGAUUAA